Molecule: messenger RNA, 573 nt
Organism: Exophiala aquamarina CBS 119918
Lineage: Eukaryota; Fungi; Ascomycota; Eurotiomycetes; Chaetothyriales; Herpotrichiellaceae
Product: peroxin-4
Exons: 1
Coding region: 1-573 (190 amino acids)
Source: RefSeq, a predicted model, not a curated record
AUGUCCUCGUCAGAGAAAUCCUCACGGAGCGGCAAGAACGCGCUGAAGCGUCUCACACACGAGAUCCAAGACCUUCAGACCUCACCGCCAGACAGCGUGCUACACUUGGGCCCAGCCAGCGACGAAGACCUUUUCCAAUGGGAGGCAGUGCUGCGAGGACCACGCGACUCUGCAUCGCCCUACCACGGCGGCCUGUGGCUUCUCUCCAUCUCUGUGCCACCCAACUAUCCCCUUGCCCCGCCGAAAGUCUCAUUCAUCACGCCGAUAUGCCACCCCAAUGUGCACUUCUCGACAGGCGAGAUCUGCUUGACGCUGCUGUCUGGCGAGCACUGGACUGCCGCUUAUAACCUCAGCACUACCGUUAGCGCUAUCCAGCAGCUGUUGACCUCUCCUGGCUUGGACAGUCCGCUGAACGUCGACAUUGCGAAUCUGUAUAGAGAGGGAGAUGCGAUCGGUGCAGAAGGUCUCGUGAGGUUCUGGACUGCUGAGAAAAGGUGGGCUGGCGAGGGAAAGGCUGGAUGGAUCAGUGAGCGGCGCCCUGGUACAGGUGGUAAGCUAGGAGAGCAGUAUUGA